AUGGGCAAAUCAGGACAACAAGACGGUGAAGGCCAACAGCCUAUCACACCCACACCAGAGGAGUUACAGGAAUUGUAUGACCUACGGGCCCAGAAGGCAAAUCAGGUAAAGCCUGAACAGUCACGGCCCAAGAAGAUCUUCAAAUUCGCUAUGCCCUCAUCGACAGUCAACAUCCCUACACUUAAGGGAGCAUCCAAUUGGGACCGCUGGUACCAAACGGUGUAUGGUUGCUGUCAGAUAGCUGGAAUACACUCGAUCCUCGCUGGAACACUAACCCAGCCACAAGGGGACGAAGAGUACGAUGAAUGGGAGUCCGCUAACUCAUGGAUUGAAGGCAACAUACGUAUGUCUCUUGAGUCAGGUGGCCAUGCCCACAUCGCAGGUAUCCAUGGUGCACACAACAUGAUCAAAGCACUCGAAGGUGCAUACAAAUCCAAAGGAUACACCUCCCGUGAAGUACUGUGGAGGACCAUUAGCCGUGCAAGCUUAGCUGACUACAAAGGAGUCACUGAGUACGUUGAGGCAAUCAAACAGGCCAAAACAAAACUCGCUGAGUUAGGCCACCAUUACACGUGGGAGAUCACAACAUCCUUCCUUCAUGGACUUCCCUCCUCUUACGAAUCAUUUGUGGAAAUCGUCUUGAACAGCCGAGGCAAAGACGCCAACGGAAGGCUGUUGGAACCAGAUUUCGACUAUAUCGUCGAACAACUCCUUGAUAGGGAACGUCGUCAGAAACUGACUAGUACCAAUGACUCCAAUGGCAAGGCCAUGUUCACAAACAACAAGAACAAGGGGAACGGCGGCAAUGACCGCAACAACAACAACAAUUACAACCCCUGGCCCAAGUGUGACGACUGUGGUCGCCACCAUGGUAGGACUUGCUGGCUAUCCAACCCCGAUCAGGCCUCCGCUGAGUGGGUUGAAAGAAACAAGGACCGUAUCGAGGAAUUCAAGAAGAAGAAAAAGGCUAGCAAGCCUGCUACCUCCACCGGAUCCACCGAAAAACCAAAAAUAGCAAGGGCGGCCUGUGCGAAGGCUGUCACGACAUCACGUGACGACGGCUGGUAUUUCGAUAAUGCAGCCUCAUUCCACAUGACAUAUUCCGAAGCCUAUUUCGUUGAGGAACCAACACCCCUCGAAAACCCCAUCCCAGUCGAGACUGCUGACGGGAGGAUACUGGAGGCCACUGCCGUGGGCAAUGCCCUGCUGGAGACCCUCAUUGAGAAUGACGACGGCGAGGACGAAGAAUGCAUGCUCACACUUGCAAACGUCCACUACGUCGAAGGUCUAUCCACAAAUCUACUCUCCCUAGGCACGUUCCAACGUAACGGCCUCACUUACACCGGAAAGGGGGACCGUCUGAGGGUCUAUGACGACAAUGACGACACCGUCCUUGAGGGAGAACUGAUAGACACACUUUGCAAGCUGAGACUCACAUCAUUUGAAGCUGCAAUGGCCAAAGAGAUCGCCAUGGCCGCGGUUAUCAAAAAAGCAACCACCGAAAGGCAACAGCCAUUGAAUGGCAUCAAGCAUUGGGCCACCUGA
Messenger RNA from Letharia columbiana, 1545 nucleotides. RefSeq lists its product as uncharacterized. Bases 1 to 1545 code for a protein of 514 amino acids. NCBI's taxonomy places the organism in Eukaryota, Fungi, Ascomycota, Lecanoromycetes, Lecanorales, Parmeliaceae. The record is from RefSeq and is a predicted model, not a curated record. The transcript has a single exon.